Messenger RNA from Dipodomys spectabilis (banner-tailed kangaroo rat), 1459 nucleotides. RefSeq names its product odd-skipped related transciption factor 2 (gene Osr2). Bases 117 to 1055 code for a protein of 312 amino acids. The record is from RefSeq and is a predicted model, not a curated record. The transcript has 3 exons. Gene Ontology annotation, biological process: urogenital system development; embryo development; regulation of transcription by RNA polymerase II. NCBI's taxonomy places the organism in Eukaryota, Metazoa, Chordata, Mammalia, Rodentia, Heteromyidae. Gene Ontology annotation, cellular component: nucleus. Gene Ontology annotation, molecular function: DNA-binding transcription factor activity, RNA polymerase II-specific; RNA polymerase II transcription regulatory region sequence-specific DNA binding.
GGGAUUUUUGUUUUGUUUUGUUUUUCGGUGUGUGUGUGUGCCGAGACUCCUACGCCCACCGCCCGUGAGUCCUGGAAGAAAGGGGCGUCUCACUACGCCCCCCAGCAUCCAAGAAAAUGGGGAGCAAAGCCUUGCCAGCGCCCAUCCCGCUCCACCCAUCACUGCAGCUCACCAAUUACUCCUUCCUACAGGCCGUGAACACCUUCCCCGCCGCGGUGGACCACCUGCAGGGCCUGUACGGCCUCAGCGCUGUGCAGACCAUGCACAUGAACCACUGGACGUUGGGGUACCCCCACGUGCACGAGAUCACCCGCUCCACCAUCACCGAGAUGGCGGCGGCCCAGGGCCUGGUGGACACGCGCUUUCCUUUCCCGGCUCUGCCCUUUACCACUCACCUGUUCCACCCCAAGCAGGGGGCCAUUGCGCACGUCCUCCCUGCCCUGCACAAGGACCGGCCCCGUUUUGACUUUGCUAAUUUGGCCGUGGCCGCCACGCAGGAAGAUCCGCCUAAGAUCGGAGAUCUGAGCAAGCUGAGCCCCGGGCUGGGCAGCCCCAUCUCCGGCCUCACUAAAUUGACUCCGGACAGAAAACCUUCCCGAGGGAGGUUACCGUCCAAAACGAAAAAAGAAUUUAUCUGCAAGUUUUGCGGCAGACACUUUACCAAAUCCUACAAUUUGCUCAUCCACGAGAGGACCCACACGGACGAGAGGCCGUACACCUGUGACAUUUGUCACAAGGCCUUCCGGAGGCAAGACCACCUGCGGGACCACAGGUAUAUCCAUUCCAAAGAAAAACCCUUCAAAUGUCAGGAGUGUGGCAAAGGAUUUUGUCAGUCUAGAACUCUAGCAGUUCACAAAACUUUACAUAUGCAGGAAUCUCCACACAAAUGCCCCACAUGUGGAAGAACCUUUAAUCAGAGAAGUAACCUGAAAACUCACCUUCUCACCCAUACAGACAUCAAGCCCUACAGCUGCGAGCGGUGCGGCAAAGUGUUCAGGCGAAACUGCGAUCUGCGGCGCCACAGCCUGACUCACACCCCGCGGCAGGACUGCUAGAGAGGCCCAGGAUGUCCCGCCCGCCGCCCUGCUCCCCUCCCCAGACACCUCGCUACGUCUCCCACCCGAGGGUCCCACCCCACACCCUUCAUUGACCCCCAGCUCUGCCCUUGCUGCAGCCGCACCUGCAGCUCCAGGGAGUUAAAAUGUUCUUCGGGAGGACUGAGAACUAUAUACAAAGCCACACUAGAACUGCACCCCUUCACCAAGCGCACGGGCUAGUUUCUUGUAGAUACUCACAGCUCAUUUUAGAGCUCUGUACAUAAUUGUCGUGGGUCUUCGUGUUGUUGUUUUUGUUGUUGUUUUUGUAUCUUGUCCGAUGCACCUAAAUGUGGAUAAAAAUGGAAGCCAAAUUUAUCUUGAAAGACUGUAUUUUCAAAAUAAAACUUCUCUCGUUUGUUUCA